Messenger RNA from Coprinopsis cinerea okayama7#130, 3203 nucleotides. RefSeq lists its product as hypothetical. The coding region runs from base 1 to 2808 and encodes 935 amino acids. The record is from RefSeq and is a predicted model, not a curated record. The transcript is spliced from 6 exons. Lineage: Eukaryota; Fungi; Basidiomycota; Agaricomycetes; Agaricales; Psathyrellaceae.
AUGCGCUCAAUCUUCAGCUCGUCGUUGGUCGCCGCCCUCACCGCUCUGCUCCUCGUUACCCCCGUCGUUCGCGGCCAGGACCCACCGUCGACUUCCGACUCUGACGUCGAAAGCACUACAACUUCUUCCUUCCCAAUUUCCGUCUCCCGCACAACAGGUUCUAUCACCCUCGCUGUCCCAACCACUGUCUCUGGCCGUGCAACAGAGAUCACCACCGUCGUCCCAAACGUUUUUAAUGUCACCUAUACCCUCACGCCAUCUGCAACGAGCUCCCAAGAACCCUCCUCGACCGCCGACCCAUCGGCGUCAGCGUCAGCAUCGGAGACGCCAGAGCCAAUAGUUCUGGACACACGGCUGGACCCCGCGUUUGGUGUUCUGGGUGCAAUCCUUAUUUUGACCGGGUUGCCCUCGGCGUUUUGGGGACACAAAAAUCGAUGGACUUCCUUCUUUUUGAUCGGCUUUUACACCUUAUCGCUUGUAUGCAUCGUCCUCAUCCUCAAAUUUGGCGUUCUCCCCGCCAUCAACCCUCCUAGCAAGACAGUCCGUGGCAUGUUCGUUCUGGCAUGUACGAUCGCUGGGGUUGCAGGUGGUGCAAUCGCCAUCUUCUUCUGGAAGGGAGCACGCUACGGUAUUGGUGCUUGGGGUGGAUUCGCACUAGCUUUGUGGAUCCAGUGCUUCAACAACGGUGGCCUCAUCAAACCCAUAGGGUUCAGAUGGAUACUCUACAUCGGUUGUGGCGUUGCUGGAUUUGCAUUAUGUACAAUCCCAAAGAUUCACUACCAUGUCCUUCUCGUUUCCACGGCCUUCGUCGGUGCUACAUCCUUUAUGCUUGGAGUAGACUGUUUCACUACUGCCGGACUCAAGGAGUUCUACAUCUGGAACCUCGGCUUUCCGGCACUCUUUCCAAAGUUCAUCAAGAAUAAGAUCCAAUUCCCGGUGACCCAGCAGAUGCAGAUUGAACUGGGCCUCACAGGGGCUGUGGCUCUGAUGGGCAUGGCCGUGCAGUUCCGCAUUCUCAAGGUUCUUCAGAGGAAACUGGCGGAGAUUGCAGCAGAGGAGAGGAAGCGUGACGAGGAGGCUGAAAUGGAGGCCUCGAAACGCUUUGACGACGUCAAGCGAGAGCAAAUGCAGUGGGAACGAGAACACCCAACUCUCCCCAAGCACGGAAGGCAGGAUAGUGCUCAUUCGGGUGUUCCACUCAUGCGUGAGAAGGAUAGGGAGGGCUCUUCCACCCCAACCACCAACGAUCGACUCAGCACCUACAUGGAAGGAGGUCAGCGACAACGUGCACUGUCCGGGCUCUCGGACUUCAAGGUUGCCCCAACCAAUGAGGAGGAACUCCGCAGAGCUUCUCGAUACAUGCAGAAUCCGGGUGUUCUACCCACCCUCGACCUGGGCCUCGGGAUACAGGAGGACGUGCCUGCUAACUUUAUCGCUUCCAAGAGCGGCGAUGUCCCAAUCACCUCCUUCAAGGCAUCCGACGUCGCGACGGUAGUCGCGAACGAAAUGGCCAAGUCCAAAAGCGAACUCGAGGACCUGCGAAAGAAGGAAGAGCUACUUGCCGAAAUUCAGAACAUCCGCAAGAGUAUCGACGUUCUCAAGUCAGAAACACCCCUCUCCACCGCAGAUCCUUCGCGAAGACCGUCUCUUUCUUCGAGGCGAACCUUGAGCGUCGACGCCAAUCAUGCGCUGGUUCCCUCUGGCUCCCUUCAAUUCACCCAUACCCGCCCCCCUCGCGCGACAGACCCUCACAGCGGCAGUCGGGCACGAUCGCAUUCGAUGGAGUUUUCUGCUUUGACAAGUCGACUUGGAGGGUUUGGUCUUCCUGAUCCCAUCAGCCGGCCAACGAGCGUUCCACUACAGGACCCCGACUGGGACAACUAUAUUCAGGAAAGGAAGCUCUUGCAACCGCCAUCGGGAGUUACUCCUCCCAUUCCUACCACUCCUUUGCCCACCCCACGCGGCCCUCUCCCUGCAGCUGUACAAGAUGCUUUGACCAAGCGUAAGCAACGAGAGAGCACCGUACUCUAUGCAGGUCAAGCUGGCAGUGGAAGUGGACGCGAAAGCGAUGGGGCCGGCUCUUCAGCAGACGAUUUACCGCUCUCCAAGAUCGCGGGUCCUAAACCACGCUCUAAUCUCCCAAUCCCUCCGCAACUCCAGUCGCACAACCGUCAAAGUAGCACGGGUAGCCAUGCGCCGCCACCAGUGACGAUUCUUCCCCCUCGGCGUGCAUCUGCGACCAUCGCGGCCCCUGCGCCUCAGCAUCAUUCGCCGUCUCCCAUCGUCAAAACCUUCGAGGAGCUCAACGAACGACAUCGGGAGAAGAUGAGGGAUAUCCAAGCUCCUCUGACUAGGGCCGAAAGGGAACAGAUCGAACUGGCAGCAGCUAAGCAGAGAUGGGAGCGUAACAAGGCUAUUGAGAAGGAGGCCAUGGAGAAGAGGGAGAAAGAACAACGGGAGAAGCAGAAGAGAAGGCAGAGUGAUGAUGCGAAGUUGCGCAGUGCAGGUGAUAGCAGGCGACGCCAUUCGAGGAGUAUGAGUGGUGACCGUCUGGGUAUGGGGGGCCAUCACGAAUCAUCGUCUCGCCGUUUGUCAACCAUGAAGGUGGAGGAUUGGCAACGGUACCAACAAGAGGUCGCCAAAUCCAAUGAUGUUGCUCCACUUGGGAAAGGACUCGGCCCCAUAGCUCCUAGCGCCCCUUCACCAUCCGGGAUGAGACGCACCUCGAGGAGCUUGUCUGCAAGUCUGCAAGCUGGAAUCCCGUUCCCCGCAGACGGACGGAUAAAGGCGAGAGACCCUGUGAGCUAAAUACUCAACCUUCCACCUUUUUUUUUCUUCUCUCCACUCGCUAUCGUUCACAAUUCCCCUCGUUUUACAGACACUUGGACUCUUUUGCUGCUAUACCCUAUCUUGGACACGUACUGCAUUACCCUUAUCACUAUCACAUUACUUCGACUUCCUACACAUAGCAUCGUGACUGGGACGAUUUGAACUGUUUGUUCUUCCAGCCUCAUCCACUAUCUCGAUACAUACCGCUUUUUAUUCGCCCUUUCCCCUUCGUUUACGAUUUUGUCACGUCAUCAUGCCUCUCUUCCUAUGCAGUCGGACUGUUGAAUUGUGUCUUCCCCUGUUGUAUGUAUUUCGUGGGGACAUCCGCUGUGUUUACUGUAAAAUACUAGACUACUUAACAUCUUUGCCGAUUC